Dendrobium catenatum is the source of this 5023-nucleotide messenger RNA. RefSeq lists its product as uncharacterized. NCBI's taxonomy places the organism in Eukaryota, Viridiplantae, Streptophyta, Magnoliopsida, Asparagales, Orchidaceae. Bases 208 to 978 code for a protein of 256 amino acids. The record is from RefSeq and is a predicted model, not a curated record. The transcript is spliced from 2 exons.
GCUGAAAAUUCUCGUGGGAGAAUUUCUGUAUUCGAGAGGCUAUCACAGCCUGAAGCCCUUACCACCAGGAGGAUUGUGGCUGACGGAAGAAUCUCAGUGGUGACUGCCAACACCACCACUCUGUCAACCAGGUUAUCUGCACCUGGGAAAUACGAUGCUGAGGCCUCCUCAUCUGGAGGAAGGCCUACAAGGAGGCAAAGAAGGAAGAUGAAUGCUGAACUCCGAGCUCAGCAUCAACAACUCCCGGUUCACCCAUCAAAUCUGUCGGCCCAAGAGUCUGAAGCUAACAUUCCAACCCGAAAUGGGUUUGCAAAUCUGAAGUGGGUCAAAAGAAACAACUCUACUGGUGAGCUGAAGAAAUCCUUUUGGGAUCAACGAUCUGAAGCCCUAAUUCCUCCAAGGAAGAAAGAGCCUAAAACUCUUUCAGCCCGGGUAUACAGAGUCCUGAAAAUAGUAAAGGAGAAGGGAUUGAAUAAAAGAAGAUACCAACGACCUCUGAUGGUCGAAGCCAGAAGGACUGCACCAAGAGAACGCUUAUCUGUUGUGGUGGAGAGGAAAGAAAGGAUGUAUAUCCCACGCGGUGAACAUCGGGGUGUGACACCUGAACCGCAUGUUCAGGGAUCCACCACUGAAAGGUCCCGGUGGAAAGGAAAUCAAGUCUGGAGGCCAAAGCCUCGAAGAAUUGAGAAAGAUAGAAGAGAAAGAGGAACUGAUCUGGGCGUGACAUCCGGUGAGGCUUCCCAGAGAUCCUCCCCCAUCUACGAACAACGUCAGAAGUGGGCCCCAAAAAGGUCCCAUAAUGGCAUUCCUCCAGACGGUAGACACCUUGGAGAAUCCUCCAGGGGAUACCGUUGCCCUCCAUCCACUUCAAAAGAAGAAACCAACUUUGACAGCAGUCCGCUGGUUGAAGAAGUCCCCGUGCCUAACCAAGAACCUGAAAUCCAGUGGAGGCGCUGCUCGGAGAUCCAAGUACUAUAAGAGGAAGGAAAUAUGCAAGGGGGAGACAACAUUGAAGAAGAGGAAUUCCUUGAAGAUGAUGAAAAUAUAUAAGAAUACCUUGAAGGGGACGAAAAUAAUGAAGAAAACAUUGAUGAAUUUAUGGAGGGAAAUCUAGAAGAAUAAUUGAAAGAAAUAAAUAACACAUUAGACAUGGAGGUGGUCUACAUGGUGAGACACGCCAAUGCUAAUGAUGAAACCUACUAUGAUGACGUUGAAGAUGAUGACGAUCAACAACCGCCAGUUAGGCGAGUUUAUCAACGUCGUCGUGAAGAGCAUUCUUCGCUGCUGCCACUUUUGUUUUAUAUUUUGAUGAUUUUUUCCCACGCCUCAAUUAACUCAUCACGAGAAUGGUCAACUUCUUGGUGUUGCAAGGAAAGAUAAGUAGACAUUGUCACCAGUGUAGCUUUGCUCCCUGCCAGUUGGCUUUUCAAGGCUCUUGUUUAUUUAACCUUUGCCUAACUUUCACUCAUACUCUACUUUCAGAUAUUUAACUUUCACAUAAUCUAAAUUCCACUAAUCUAACUUCGUCCAAGUCCGUCAUUUGAAUCAUCUGUAAUGGGAAACAAUUACAUUAAAAAAUAUAAAGCAAAAUAAAGAGAAGAAAAAGUUUGUGAUAAUUCAUCAUUUUAUUUGCCUAUUGUCGUUCGGUGUAGACAUUCUUUAAAUAUAUCUUCAAGGGAUAAGUGUAGGAUCCCACUAUUUGAAACAAGGGUAACAAUAUUAGCUAUCAAGGAAGUACAUCCUCUCUACAUCCCUAUGUACUCCACUUAUCAAGUGUAGGAACAUUGUCAAGCCUAUGAUGAUAUUUAUAACUCUACACAAAAAUUGGUGCAAAGAGACACCACUCACAAUGAAAAGCUCAAGCAACUUUGGAGCCGGAGGAAACAGUAAUCCUAUAUACGUAAUGUCAUCUCAUAUACUAUAAUGAACCCAUGUAAUGGAGCCCAUGUUUGGUUAAACCUUUUAAGGGCAACAAUCAUGAAGUCAUUGGGUAGAUAAAACCUUUUAUGAAUAAUUGUCAUGCCAUCCAAAGUAUUAGCGGAUGCAAUAUCAUCAAUCGAUUUCACUCCAGUCGACCUUCUCCUAUCAUCAACCUGGAAGACCAUGAGAUGGUUGUAUGAUCCAAUAAAAGAAAGGAAGUUCAAGAAGAAAACCCUAUUUAUUUCUGUAUUCUCAAAGUCUCGUUCUUGCUCCAACACUUCGAGAAUAGGUUGUGUGACUUUUGAUGUGUCUGUCGGCCCACAAUCUAAAGAAGCAUAAAAAAAUAUCAUGAUGUAUUCAAGGAAUAUAUAAUUCCACUAUAAGAAACUCAAUGGGAAAAAGUUUAAAUUAAUAUAGACAAGAAGAAUAAUUGUGUGAAGAGCGUAAAUGUCCUAGAAAAAAAAUAUUUUUCCUAGGAAGGACGCGUCCUUCUUGAUGAAUCCACACCACCACUUUAAUCACUAGUGAUGACACUUUCCCCCAUGGUUAUCAUCACCUUUAAUAGGAAAGAGUUCGAGCUUGCAUAACAGUACCAAACUUCGAUUGCCAUCGAUGAUAUUCAACUCUUGUCGGACAAUUGUUCUCUCCUUUUACAUGGGAGAACUAGAGCUUGCGUAAGAAGAUCGAGCUUUGAUCACUGCCAUUAGUAUUCAACUCUUGUUGACAAUCACCCUGUGUAAAUGACCGGACCUUAAUUAUCGCCGAAAAUAUUCAACUCUUAUCGGAUAGUUUUUCCUUCAUUUAACGAUGGAGAAUUGUAGUUUUUAUAAGUGAACAAGGCUUUGAUGACCGCCAAUGAUAUUUAAUUCGUGUUAACAAUCACCUAGCAUAAGAGGACUAGAAUUUGAUCGUCAUUGAUGAUAUUCAAUUCUUGCCGGAUAGUUUUCCUAUUUUCUCAAAGAAAACUGGAGCCUGCGUAAGAGGAUGGGGCUUUGAUUGUUGUUGACGGUCUCAAAUUUUUUGUCGGUUCGCUUUUCUAUCAAUUUAUGGAAGAAAAUUUGAACCAACACAAGAGAGAUGCCUUUUCCCACACCCCAAGGUGGUUAUUUAUAGAUUUCUGAAGGGUGAAUUACCAAAAAGUUUUUAAAAUGUCUAAUUUUUUCAGAAAUUUUUAAGCCUAAAAUUAAAUUUAAAAGAUAAAAAAUAAAAAGGAAAAAAUGAAUAUUUUUAUUUCCUUCUCUAAAAGAUCUCUUGAAUUUUUUUUAUAUAUUUUUAAAGUAUUUUAUGUUUUUGAAUAAGUUUUCUAGAAGCAAUUUUUGUUUUUGAAUUUUGGUAGGGGUGUGUGCUCCCAAGUUAGUGUUUCGGCUUGGACUUGUUUAUUGUCCUCAUGACCAUCUUUUUGGUCUGGACAAUCAAAUUUAGACAUUUUUUUGUAUCCUUGCACCAUUUUUUUAGAUUGUAGAUUCAAUUUUCACACUUUUGGAGCCAAAUGGAGCCUCUUCAUUUACUUUUGAGUAAUCUUAAUAGUUUUAGAAUGAGAUUUUUUUUAUAUAUUUAUGGGACAUGCCACUUCUAAUAAUCUAUAAGUAGGCCCCACUUGAUAUAUGAGGGAGACUUUUUAGUAGAGUUUGGAGAGAGAUUUGAGUUCUGAAUAAUCCUAGAGCUCUAACUGAGCACCAGCAACAAUAAAUCUUCGUCGAAUUAUUGUCGUCGUCGGAUCUCUGUCAUCCGAUCAAUGCUGUCAAACUCUCGUUGACCAACGAUUGCCAGACCUUCACCUAGUCUCCGUCGUCGAACUUUCGCCCGGCUGAUUACCGAUGGACCUAAGCGUUACUGUCGACUGCUUGACUUCUGCUCAGAAACCCUCAUAGGUCUUAUGCCUGACCCAUCUUCGUUGAACCUCCUCUUGGCCGCUGAUCACCGGUCCUCUGCCUCGCCACCGCUACAAGGCUUUCAACCUACAAAUCGUAGUUAGACUUUGACCUGGUCGCAUGCCAACCUCCGCUAUCUGCCUUUAGCUGAGCGGUUUUCACUUGAUCGCCAUCAUCAAAUAUAAUGCCAGUUGACUAUCACUAUAAACUCGCGACCUCCAGACGUUCACUGCCACUAGUUGCACUUAUUUCCUGAACUCUUUGUAAUUUUACCAUCUCCAAUAUGGGGUAUUGAGCAACAUUUUUAAUUCACAUAUACAUAGUGGAAUCUCUUUAAUUGGGCAAAAAUUCAUGGUUUUUCCGUUUCUUGAUUUUUCAUGUAAAAAAAUCUCUGGUAUUCCCAAGGUCUCACAUUUAUCUAUUUAUGUGAUGGACAUUCGUGCAAAUGCUAGUAUGUAAAAUGUUCUCUGAUCUACCACCACGAAUUUUUUAGCCUGCAACAAUACUCAUUACAAGUUUAUUUAAAAAAUAUUCAACCAGCAUGCACCAAGCAUAAUUUAAUUUACAUCUUUUGCACACAAUGCAGGUUCAUCCAUCUUCAGUGCUGGAAGCUAAUGAAGAUGGUAGGUUACCAGACUAUGUUGUCUACCAUGAACUAAUAAGUACUUCUCGCCCCUUCAUGAGGAAUGUAUGUGCAGUAGAUAUGUCAUGGGUGAUACCUAUUUUAAAGAAGCUUGAGAAGAUGGAUAUCUACAAGCUGAGUGGCGCUUUGGAGAGUGGAAAAAUUGAACAAGAGAACAAACAGCUUCCGCCACCCAACGCAGAAGGAAACAGCAAAAGCAUAGGUGAUUCCAUGGAGAGUAGAAUUCUGGCAGCCCGUGAACGCUAUCUUAAUCGUAAAGCAAAGAAAUAAAUAGCCUUCUAUCAAACAUGCUGAAGGAAUUUGAUGCUGGAACCAGUUAACAAGCUAAAUUCGUGCAUUCUUCUCGUGAGUCCAGGUGCAAUUACUGUAAUUGAUGCUCUGCAAGUUUUUGGCAAUUAAAUAUAACCUGAUUAUUUUGUAUAAAAAAAGUGAUAGUAUUAUACUUCCUGUGUCGUUUUUUAUAAUUUAAGAACCAUGAAUAAAAACUUGCAGAGCAUAUUGGCAAUUUCUAAAUAGUGGCUAUUUUUGUUUCAUACCAAAUAUAUACUAUUUAUAUUUUUUAAGUAAUUAGUGAUUCCACUACAUUUAA